Molecule: messenger RNA, 1758 nt
Organism: Microdochium trichocladiopsis
Lineage: Eukaryota; Fungi; Ascomycota; Sordariomycetes; Xylariales; Microdochiaceae
Product: fungal-specific transcription factor domain-containing protein
Exons: 4
Coding region: 1-1758 (585 amino acids)
Biological process (GO): regulation of DNA-templated transcription; DNA-templated transcription
Cellular component (GO): nucleus
Molecular function (GO): zinc ion binding; DNA-binding transcription factor activity, RNA polymerase II-specific; DNA binding
Source: RefSeq, a predicted model, not a curated record
AUGACGCCGCGCAGUGCCCAGGCGUGUCUCGCCUGCAAGCAGCUCAAGCGCCGGUGCGACAAGGUGCUGCCCGAGUGCAGCCUGUGCCGCCGCACCAGCCGGUCCUGCCUCUACGGCAUCGAGGCCGGGCCUCUCCCAACUCCCGGCGAGUGGGCAGACGUCCAGGCACGCCUCGCCGCCCUCGAGAACAUCCUCCCGGGCUUCACUCCCCCGCCGAGCACCACCUUGGCCGCCCUGUCGACCCCCGGCAACGACUGCUCUUCUUCCCUAGCCCCCAGCUCGGCCGACCUCGUUCAGCCGAUCCCUCCUCCAGCCAGCCCCAACCACGGCGACACUGCAUUCCCAGCCGCCCUCUUCGUCGAUCUAGACUGCUAUAUUUGGUCCCACGCCCGGCUCCCGGCUCCUUCCGGCUCCAUCCCUGCACCCGUCCUGGCGCUCCUCAGCCAGGAUAACUGCAUCAUUGACGCGUCCCGCAGCUACUUCGCCACAAUCCACAAAUGGCUCCCUAUCGUGUCCAAGAAGCGGCUGGACAUGGGCCUGCCUGUCCGCAGCCCCGGCCCGGAUCUGGCCAUGCUCUUCCUGGCCAUGCGCGUGGUCACGAAUCCUCUCGCUGACCACCAGGACCUGACACUCUAUCGUGCCGCCAAGGACUUCCUGGCCCAGCUGGAGGCCGAGGGCUGUGUCUCGCUGCUCGUCCUGCAGGCCAUGGUCCUGAUCGCGGUGUUCGAAUAUGGCCAGGCCAUCUAUCCCGCAGCCUGGAUGACCGUGGGGGCGUGCGCCCGGUACGCCGACAUCCUCGGCCUUGCUCCUGGCGAGUUUUCUCUGUUGGGCCAACUUACAACUUGGACAGAGUCGGAGGAAAGGAGAAGAGUCUGGUGGGCCAUCUCUGUCCUAGACAAGCUCGUCGUCGUGGGCGGCCGAAGACGUCCAAUGCUUUCAGAAUCAGAAACCGAGCCCAGGCUGCCCGUAGAUGAUGAUGUCUGGGACCUCGGCGAUGCUAGCAAAGCAUUCGGCUACCCGACCGACACGCCGCACGAAACACCACAACCAGGCUUCGCACGGCUGUGCCAAGCUUCCGUGUAUCUCAACCGGGCCAUCCGCUCGGCACGAGCAAAGCCUACGGUCCCCAGCCCUACUGAGGUCAUGGCCCUAGCGGAUGAGCUGCAAAGCUUCGCAUCGGCCGUAGAUCGCCAGGGAGGCGGCUGCACACUGGAGACCAGGAUCCAUCUGCUGGCCUCUGGCGCUCUGGCCAGAUCGGCGCUCUUCCUUGUCCUGGAUCGCUGCACUUGCCCGGAAAAGAUGUCAGCGGCCCCGGGUUACAUUCCAGACCCGCGCGCAAAGACCACUGAGGAGAUCGACCUCCAGAUCUGGGCUACGGCCGUCACGCAAGCGACAAGUCGGCACCUGCACUCUGUCGCCAUGGACGUGCUCGCGCUUGUCCGCCGGCGCCACAGUGCCGAUCAGGGUGCCGAAGACCAGGACCAGGAAGAUGACGACGACAGCGACGACACGGCGAGCAUGCAUGUGCUCGGCCUCCUGGGCCCGUUUGUCCUGGACGCCAUGUACGAGAGCGCGGCGACCUUUCACUGGUUCGCGGCCGAGACUGGGGAUGAGAGCCUUCGCGCUGCGGCUGCUGAUAUGGACGGGUUCCUGGACGCCGCCAGUUCCAGGUGGCGGCUUGCCAGUGUGUACCGUGAGAAUAUGGCUGUUUACGCCGUGGACAAGAACACGGUCCGGGAGCAUGAGGGGCGGUGGUGA